UCUAAUACAUCUUACAUUUUGUUCCUUUAAAGUAAGUAAGAUGUGGUGUUAAAGUAACCUGUUUUGGGAAAAUUCCUGAACAGUUCAAACUUGUCCAGUCUUGUCCCUUGUGAUUGUAUUACAUUACUGCAAAGGUUUCAAUAUCAUUUCUUCUCGGGUACUGGAUAGGGACUCUGUCAUCACAUCAGAGAAACAGAGCACAGCAGCCGUUAUAUCACUCCUCUCCUAACCUGCUGAAUAGACAUAGAUCACAGAUCACAGAUCACACUGCACUGAUAGCAUCGUGCGUUGCAUGGAAUGUAUGCCAAACACGGACUUGAACACAAGACUUGUUCAACCUGUUUCUGAGUUGAUAAACAGACCUUUUGAUUUAACACAAACACACAGCCUUACAGUAAUGCGAAAACGGCUGAAACACAGAUUGUUUCCUGUCAUCUGAAGUGCUUCACUGUACAAAAAUUACAAUUGUGUGAAGAUGGCAGACGGGAGUGGACCAUCAUCACAGUCUGAAGAAGAUGAGGACAGUUCAUUCCAUAGAAGAGGAAGCAAAAAUCGACCUCCACACAUGUCUCUGGGCAAAACAAAGAUGAGAAUAGUUUUGCUGGGGUCAUACGCAGAUGUUAAAGCCUUCUGUGGGAACACAAUACUGGGAGCAAAGGUGUUCUCAGAGUCGCCGUCCCACUUGAAUUCGUUUGAGUGGCAUGAUGGGAUGGUGCUGGAGAGAUGCGUAAUGGUGAUCAACACUCCUGACCUGCUUGAUCCCAUUCACUGUCCUAAGGAGCAAGACAUGGAAAGAUUCUUUGAUUUGGCUUACCCUGGACCUCAUGCACUACUUCUGGUCCUUAAGCCUGGAACAUUUACAGAUCUGGAGAAAGAAGCACUCAAGCUCAUUGACAUCGUUUUUGGUGCAGGUGCAUCUGCGUAUGUGAUUAUUGUCUUCAUGCAUGAGGAGCAGGAGUAUGCAAGCGAUGAAGACGUUGAGUCUCUCCAGCAGACCUGCAGAUGUCCACACCAUCAUCUACAGAAGAAUGGAGAUCAGUCAGAGGUGCAGAAACUUCUGGAGAGCAUCGAGAAGAUGUUGGAGGAGAACGGAGGCCGCCACCUGAAGAUUCCUGAUGAAUCAAGACCAGUGGCAAACAAACCACUGCAAGGAAUUCCUGUCUACAGUCACUCAACCAGACGGAUUGUUCUUCUGGGUAAAAGUGGUGCUGGUAAAAGUGCAGCUGGAAACACAAUACUGGGACAGACAGAGUUCAGAUCUGAGAGGGGGAAGAGAUCAGUAACCCGUAAAUCCUCAGAGAAACACACCAUUGUUUCAGGCAGAUCUGUGUCUGUUGUUGAUACUCCUGGAUUCUUUCACGAACAGAUAAAAACUGAGGAGUUAACCAUAGAGGUAGAGAGAUGUGCUUAUCUAUCCAGUCCUGGACCACAUGCUUUUCUCCUCGUGUUUCCUGUGAUUAUGAGAUUCACUGAAAUGGAGCAGCAGAUUCCUAAGAAGAUCGAGACGAUGUUUGGUGAGGGAGUGUUAAAAUACUCCAUCAUUCUCUUCACUCAUGGAGACCGGAUAGAUAAACCCAUAGAGAGCUUCAUUAAGCAGAACUGUAAAUUAAGAGAUCUAGUUGAUCAGUGUGGAGGCAGAUAUCACGUCUUCAAAAAUAUAGACGGGAAUAACAGAGAUCAGGUGUACGAUCUACUGCGGAAGAUUGACAAAAUGAUAGAGCAGAAUGGAGGAGGACACUACAGUAAUCAGAUGUUUGAAGAUGCUCACAGAUUCAGACAAGAGGAGGAAGAGCAGAGACUGAGAGCAGAAGAGAGGAGAACGCUACAAGAAAAAGGUGGUGGGAUAAAAACAGGGGGAACAAACUUAAUGCCGAAAGUGUGCUUACAUUUGGUCAUGCUGGGAAGAACAGGAGCUGGAAAAAGUUCAACGGGAAACACAAUACUGGGACGAGAAGCUUUUAGUUCAGUGAAAAGCUACAAAUCUGUCACUCGAGAAAUUGCUGCAGAAGUUGGUGAAGUUUGUGGAUUUGCAGUCAUUGUUUAUGACACACCAGGAUUUUCUGGUACAGAGAGUGAGGAAGAACUUGGGCAAUACAAAGAGGUCCUCCAGAACUGUGUAUCAGGCCUGUGUGUGUUUCUGCUGGUUCUCCAGGGAGACAGAUUCACUGAAGAAGACCAGCAAAUCGUGGAAAAGAUUGAGGAGCUGCUAGAAGAAAAACGCAUUGAAAACACCUGGAUUCUCUUCACCAGAGUAGAUCAGCUGAAUAAAGAAAACAAGACCAUAAAUAAAGUCAUUAAUGAGACAGAAUUCUUGAAGAAUCUUACUCAGAAAUAUGAGGGCAGAUUCCACGUGUUCAACAACAAGACAAAAGUUCCAAGAGACCAAGUGAAAUCUCUGAUAACGAAAGUUUUCCAGAGGGCCUUACAGAGAUUUUCCAAAAAUCCUUGGCAAAGUAUUCCAGUCAAUAUCCAGGACAUCUCUGCUGACAGCCAGUCAUUCAGAAGGAUUGUGCUGCUGGGUAGAAGAGGUGUCGGGAAGAGUGCAGCUGGAAAUACAAUACUGGGACAGGACGUGUUCAAAUCUACACGUGCCUCAAACGCAGUAACCCGUGAAUGUACAGAAAAGCGCGCCACAGUUUCAGGCAGGAAAGUGUCUGUAGUUGAUACACCUCCAUUCUUUGGCACAGAGAUGAAUACAAAGCAGUUAAUGACAGAGAUAGCCAAAAGCAUGUAUUUAUCCAGUCCUGGACCACACGCUUUUCUCAUUGUGUUUAAUGUGAAUAUGAAAAUCACUGAACAGGAGCAGAAGAUUCCUCAGAUGAUUGAAACGAUGUUUGGAGAGGGAGUGUUGAAAUACUCCAUCAUUCUCUUCACUCACGGAGAUCUGCUGAGAGGAGAAUCCAUGGAGCAAGCCAUUGAGAAAAACAAUGCAUUAAGACGUCUAGUUGAUCAGUGUGGAGGCAGAUAUCACGUCUUCAACAAUAAAGAUCAGAAUAACAGAAAACAGGUCUAUGACCUACAGCAGAAGUCUAACACAAUGAUAGAACAGAAUGGAGGAGGACACUACAGAAGUCAGGUGUACGAAGAUGCUCACAGAUUUAAACAAGAGGAAAUAGAGAGGAAACUGCGAGAUGAGGAGUUGAGACAGAGAGAGGAAGAGGGGAGAAAACCACAAGUGAAUUCUUUUCGCCGUGUUUUAAUUGCGACUGCUGUCUGUGCUGGAGCUGUUGUUGCUGCCAUUGCUGGUGCUGCUCUUGCUGGAGUUCCUGGUGUUACAGCUGCUGUUGGAGCCAUUGUUGGAUCUGCUGCUGUUGCUGGAGCUUUCGAUGGUGUAGCCGUUUGGACAAAGAGGAGGCAGAGAGAGGAAGAGGAGAGAAAACAAGAGGAGGAAAAUGAAGAAGAGUGGGACUUAAUAGAGUGAAAAGGAGACACGUUUAUGACCAAGUUAUAAGGUCAAAUAUCAAGAAUGAAAGAGAGACAGAAGAGGACUGAACUGAGCUGCUGCCAACUGCUGAUGAAAUCAGCCUGUGAGAAACACAUCUUUGUUUAUGUUUAUAAUAUUCAUCAUCAUCAUCCUCACUAACCAAGUUUCCAUCCGAGGAUUUAAAAUGUUUAGUGAAAUGGCUUAUGGAAAUGCCAUUUGUUGAUAACAUUUCUCAAACGUUGAAACAAUCCUUUUCCGUUCUGCAUUCAUACUUCAAAUGUCUCAAAAAUUUGUUUGGAAACACUUUUUGUUGAGAAAAAAGGCGUUAAUGCAAAUGAAUGUGGUGUCACACAACAGAAUUAGCCAAAACAUGCAGUGUCCAUGUGUUCGUGUUGCAUUCUUUUCAAUCUACAAUCAGCCGUUGGGACCUAUUUUACCGAUCCAAGUGCAUGGUCUGAAUCCUCUUAUGCUAGUUUAACGAUCGGAAAAAAAAUUAUCUUUCCAGAAGGGUUGUACCUCUCUUAAUGAGUCAUGGGUGUGUCUUGGACAUAACAUGCAUUAAACCAAUCAGAUUCUCAUCUUCCAUGCCCUUUAAAAUCCAGUUGUGCUUGCACAAUGGCCGAUUCGCUAUUUACACGGCCAAAUUGCAAGAGGAAAGUCUAAAGGCUUCUCUAGAGGAAUCCUUUUAAUUUUAAUAUUUAAAAAUGUUUAUGUGCUGCUGCACGUCCACGUCCUGCACACCCAUGGGCGAAAAGAUGGUUGCGAGUGCAUUUGCUGUUUCAACAAUGUGGUGCUGGACGUGAAAAUGAAAACUGCGUCAGGCUGAAACUAGCAAAUAACACUCGCGCUGCAAUUGGAUGAGGAAAAUUUAGUGUCAUGAAAAAAUGAAAAUCUCAGCAAUUUAACAAAAAUGCAUAAGGCAUCUGUCAAAUCAAGAAAAACUGUUGGAGUUUGCCAAAAGGAAAGUAAAAUCAAAUCAAUUUCACGCAGCUGUUUUAAGCUAUGUGGCAAAUGAAAAUCACAGUCAUGACACAAAAUAUAAUUCAUAAAAUACAAUUCAUAUACCAAAUUCUGUCGUGAAACUCCAGAUAGCCAAGGCUGUUGGUAUUUAACCCAAACUGAUGAUAUCCACAGUGUUAACUACUUGGCACAAGCUGAUUGGUUCCUGUUGCAUAUGCAGCCAAUAAGCUUGCUCCAGUGGUGUAAUGUAAUGAAGUAAUAUUACUUCAUUACAGUACUAAGUAUUUUUUUGGUAGUACUUUACUUAAGUUUUUAUAUUAUACAGCCAACUUUUACUUUCAGUCCAAUACAUUUCAUAAUUAAAAUGUAUAAAUUUACUCCGAUACAUUUCCCCUGAAGCAUAUUCAUUACUCACUACAAAAUACUGUAUUUUUCGGACUAUAAAUCGCACCUGAGUAUAAGUCGCAUCAGUCCAAAAAUAUGUCAUGACC
Messenger RNA from Carassius auratus (goldfish), 4875 nucleotides. Its product is annotated as GTPase IMAP family member 8-like. The record is from RefSeq and is a predicted model, not a curated record. Lineage: Eukaryota; Metazoa; Chordata; Actinopteri; Cypriniformes; Cyprinidae. Gene Ontology annotation, molecular function: GTP binding. The transcript has 6 exons. The coding region runs from base 476 to 3421 and encodes 981 amino acids.